AUGGAAGACGAAUUUGACGUAGACACCUGGGAUUUUGCUAGAAACGAAGGGUGGCUAACACGGAAAAUACGCAAUGGUCGGUUAUGGUGGCAUCGUUGGCGUCAUAGAAAGGUGAGCCCGCUCCACUAUGGGCAAGGGAUUGAGUUGUACAACUUGGACGAACCCGUGGAACAAGCACCCGUUAUACUCGAGCGUCAUGCAGAUGGCAAGAUAGGAGGACUGUACAAGGCGUUAUUGGGAUCAGUUGUAGCAUCAGGAGUGAUAGUUAGUGUGGUGUUGCUGCUUUACAACAUUGGGAGUACGCCAUCACGUGCCCUCGAUGUGUUUCGCCCUCAAAGGCUAUAUUCCAACGGUACGCACGAGAUGUACCCGGUAUCGGUAGUCGUAUCUUUGGAUGGAUUCCACCCUUCAUAUAUACAUCCGUUACACACGCCGUUUCUAUAUGCGCUGUAUUGCGGCGAGUCCGAGCAGUCGGUAAUAACCGCACCUUAUAUGUUGCCACAGUUUCCCUCGCAAACGUUUCCCAACCACUGGACAUUGGUUACAGGGUUGUAUCCAAGCGAGCAUGGUAUUGUAUCGAACAGUUUUUGGGAUCCCGAGUUGCAAAAGCAGUUUGUGCACACGGAUGAGGAGUACGACCCUGGAUUUUGGCUUGGAGGCGAGCCCGUAUGGCAAUCAGCACAAAAGAGCUACUAUCGAGACUCGAAGGAGGAUCCAUUCGAGUUGAAAGUGGCGACGCAUAUGUGGCCCGGUAGCGAGGUGCAAUAUACGCCAGAGCAAGAUCCGCUUAAAGUGCGGAGACCGUUUUAUCGCGACAAGUUUGACGGAGAAGAGUCGCUCGUAGUGAAGCUUGAAAAAGUGUUGCAAUACUUUGAUUUAGUGGACGAGCAAAGACCCGGUCUUAUAAUGACGUACGUGCCAACCAUGGACACGUUUGGCCACAACUACGGCGUGCCUGACAUUGGAUCUGCGAAUUACGACAAGUUUUUAUUCCAGUUGGGACUUGUGGAUGCAUUUGUGGGUGGGCUUCUACAAGAGGUGGAGAUGCGGAAUGCCAGCCAUUUUACGAACGUGGUUGUGAUGAGCGACCAUGGGAUGUCCACCGUGAACACCACGGAUGAGAGUCGGUAUCUGAUCUGGGAAGAUUUGUUGGAAGAAGAAACGCGCAAGGUUGUUAAGCACGUUAUAAUGGGCGUAUUGUACGCGGUGAGAGUUGAUGAGACAAAACAUUUGAGCAACGUUUACGAGGAGUUGAAAAAAGCGCUGAGCGACCAACCACAUUUUAAGGUCUAUCUGCGUGACAACAUGCCAUCUUAUUGGCAUUUUGCGGGACACCACAAUUUCAAUUACAGGCUGGCACCUAUCUGGAUAGUACCGGAUCCCGGGUACCACAUCUUGACUAAGCAUGAACACAAGUACAGGGUAAAACACAAAAAACAGGUUUUCGGUACGCACGGUUACAACAAUACAGAUGUGGACAUGCGAGCGAUGUUUAUAGGGUGGGGGCCUUAUUUCAGGGCGAUUGUGAAUGCAUUGCCGGAGGAGUCGGUGAAGAACGCGACAGGGUAUGUUGCGCCGUUUGAGAACGUGGAGAUGUAUCAAAUGAUUUGCGACAUGGUUGGGGUGUCUCAUCCUGCUGCAAACAACGGGUCGUGGGCGUUCCCGUUGGUGGAUAACGACUGGCGUGGGUUGGCGCUGCAGUCUGCAUGGCGCAACAGCUCGGAGUAUUUGGCGGAAAAGUAUGUGGGGUCAGCGUUCAAUGCGAUGUGGAACGAGGUGGAGGAGCCGGAGGUGGAGGAGACGUGGGAGUCCGCGAGCUCGGGCGAGUUGUUGGGGUCGUCGACGUUGCUGGAGUCGUCGACGUUGCGAUCGGCGCAGUCUCUGACGCCCUCACUCACUCCCUCGCUCACGCCCUCGCUCACGCCCUCGCAUACCUCGACUUCCUCCGCGCCCUCGCAUACCUCGACGUUCUCCGCGGCCUCGCACACGUCCAGCCUGCCGCCCGUCAGCAUCACGCCCUCGCCCAGCGCGGGCGGCAACUGGCUGCACGAGUUCAUCUCGGAGGCCGAGGGCCUCGCGCACUCGCUGCUCGGCGAGGCAGAAGAGCUGAUCGACGACCUCGUGGACCACACGGGCACGCGGUAG
Lachancea fermentati is the source of this 2145-nucleotide messenger RNA. The record is from the annotation of a GenBank genome assembly. Lineage: Eukaryota; Fungi; Ascomycota; Saccharomycetes; Saccharomycetales; Saccharomycetaceae.